Messenger RNA from Rangifer tarandus platyrhynchus (Svalbard reindeer), 270 nucleotides. The record is from the annotation of a GenBank genome assembly. Lineage: Eukaryota; Metazoa; Chordata; Mammalia; Artiodactyla; Cervidae.
AUGGGCAGGGCCGCCGCAGAAGAGCGGGGAGAAGGGGGUAAGAUCCUCCGCAUUCCCACUCCAGAAGCACAGAAAAGUCCCGGAGAACAGGUCACAGGCUGGAGCCCCCAGACCUGUCAGCGAGUCCCUCCUUUGUUCACCUGGCUAGAGGCCCGCUCAGAGCGCCUCUUGGAGCCGGACCAUGGGUGCCCCCCGUCCACCCUCACCCGGACGACCCCGCCCCCAAGCCUUCCGCCAGGGGCCGUGCAGCCGGCCCGCAGCAAGUGUUAA